GUUUCCGGCCUUGCUCCGAACCUGCUGUACACAGAAUGGGGGAUACACGCCGCUGCACAUAGCGAUGCAAUUCCGCCAAGAGAAUAUCUUCAAUCUUCUAGUCCAGGUAUACGGGGCGAAUCAAGACAUACGCGACUACAGUGGGAAAAAGGCCAGGCAAUACUUGGUGUCUCAGGAGGCCGCCGUCAGUCAGGACACCUUCCGCAAAAUAAAAGCAAGGAAAAAGCAUGCAGAGAAAGAUCUUGGUUUCCUGCGUAUUGGCUCGCUGAACGUACGCGUGAAACGUACGACGGAAGCGUUCAGCCAGUUCCUGGGUGUGGCAACUAGCAGUGCCAGCAGCAACCACGAGAAGCUACACAAGAGCUGGGGAUCGGCGGAUAAUGUGCAGUUGGACCAGAAGAUGAUGCCUCCGCCAAAAUAUGCGCCCAUAAAGAAGAGAAGGAGCCGCAGGGCGCAAGAUUUUGGGUCGUCGAGAAAUCAUCAGGCCGCCAGUCAACCGAGUACUCCGCUCCUCCACAGCAGAUCGUCUCGGUCCAAUCAGCACCGUCGACCAACGUCUACGGCGGUCGUUGGUCCUAUCAGGACACAACAGAGCAACGACUCGGACUCGGACACCGCGUGCGGUUUCGAUUCCGCAUGGCGAGGAUCCGGGCAAUUGUAGAUUUGCCUGUCUACCGCGCCACGAAGACCGCAGAGGCUUUAACGAAUCACGAUGUACCUUUUCGUCUGGUCUCCUUGAACAACGAUGUAUUCCCUUUGAACUCAACGCUCAAGACUUUUCUAUCGACGAUACCGAAGUCGAAACAGAAUUAAUUAGUCGCUCAGGACCACUGAAAAUACUCUUCUUUGUUUAUCGUCUUUAUACAUAAGCCUUCGUGCACGCCGUCGCUGUUUCUCUGAUAGAAACAAUUAAGCUGACAUGGCACGUAAACAAUCGAGGGACCUUUAACCUUUUAAAGUAUGCGAGACUGAGUAAUCAUCGUCGAAGGGUAGUUUUUCCAACGAUCAACUGUAUCGAGUUUUGAAGAGAAUUACCACAGUAAUUUCUCGUUGCCAGAUUUUCGCGUGAAUCGAUAUUUUUCUAUGUUGCAGGAACCGCGCAUGUUCUUUGCUAUUAUUAUUGUUACUGUAGUUUCUAUAAGUGCCUUAUUUAAAUUACAAGCUGCGGUUUAGGUUUAGCAAUGCCUCUUUUACAUAAAAACCAAAUACGUACUCUCUUAGAAGGAUGAAAGUGAGAUUACGAUUUUUCAGUACAGGGUGUUCUGCGCACAAUUUGUUUUUUUUUUCUUUUUAUUUUGUAAGAUACUUUUCGCUUCAAACAGAAGCAACGAUCUAUCUACUAAGUAGUAAUGAAUUGAAGUAAUGAAUUCUAACUGUAAUUCUGUCCACGUUAUUCAUCACAUUAUUGUUACGUAUACUAACUUCGUCGUUGUAGAAUUUUUUAACUAAAUAUAUAAAUAAUCAUGACAAAUAUUAAUAAUGAAUACGGAAGAAAACGCGAACAAUUUUGCCAAUGAUGCUAUAUGAUAUCAUGUAAUAUUUGUACUCUUUGAUUGGUUUUCAAUAAAUUUUGUUGCCUAUA
Molecule: messenger RNA, 1582 nt
Organism: Hylaeus volcanicus
Lineage: Eukaryota; Metazoa; Arthropoda; Insecta; Hymenoptera; Colletidae
Exons: 6
Coding region: 65-661 (198 amino acids)
Source: RefSeq, a predicted model, not a curated record